Messenger RNA from Candida tropicalis MYA-3404, 1518 nucleotides. RefSeq names its product alcohol O-acetyltransferase. Gene Ontology annotation, molecular function: N-acetyltransferase activity. The transcript has a single exon. Bases 1 to 1518 code for a protein of 505 amino acids. The record is from RefSeq and is a predicted model, not a curated record. Lineage: Eukaryota; Fungi; Ascomycota; Pichiomycetes; Serinales; Debaryomycetaceae.
AUGAGUCAUUUUCAUUUUCAUUUUCAUUUUUUUUUUACUUCAUUUUAUAAUUGCAAAGAGAUAUUGAUUGAACAGAUGGUUGAAGAAAAACAUAUUAGAAAACCUGAAUUUAAUGAAAGGAUCUACAUUUGUAGAACUGUUGGAAAAUAUUCUUCGAAUUUUAGUAUUUCAGUAAAAUACAAUCAAUAUGUUUCCAAAGAGUUAUUAUCUAAUGCUUUACAUUCUAUGAUUCAGAAAAAUAGUUGGUUUGUUCAGAACUUUUUCAGAAUUAAUGGUGAUGAUGAUGAAGAUGAUAAAGUUGCUAAUGGUACAAACUACGAAGUAAGAAUAAUUGAUUCAAUUAAAUUUGAAGAUGUUGUUACUUAUGAAAAAAUCAAAAAAUUCAAUGGUGAAACCAUGGGUUUUCUAAAUGAAUUUAUAUUCUCUAUGAAUUCGUCAACUUUACCAUUAUGGAAAGUUUUUGUUUUUGAAGAAUCAAAUGGUGAACAAUUGAUUAGUGUUUGUUUUGAUCAUUCUCAUUUUGAUGGAUUAUCAGGUGUUCAAUUCCAAAAAGAUCUAGCUAAAGAAUUAUCAUUAGCUGAGGAGAAAUAUAUUGACGAAUUAUUUAAUUAUGAAAGAGAUUUUGAAAAUCUUCCGAAGGAAAUCUUACCUCCUGUUGAUACUUUAACUGAUUUGUUUACUCCAUCUCGUUGGCUAAUUACAAGUUUAUUAUUAAACAAAUUUGUUCCAUUAUAUGCCAGCGUGGUUAAAUAUUUCUGGCCUCCUGAUCCACCAGUAUUUAAAACCAAAAAACCUAAUGAUAAAAAUUUAAAAGCACAUUAUCGAUACUUAAAACUAACUUCUGAUCAAGUGUCCGAGAUUUAUAAAUGUUGUCGUUCUAUGGGAGUUACAGUAACUGCAUAUUUUGAUAUCAUGUGUUUGAAAGCUUUACAAGAUACUGUAUUUCAAAGUGUUAAGCCCAAAGCUGACUUUACAUCUUCUUUAAUUGCUGUCAAUGGAAGAAGAUAUUACUCGGAUGAUAUUAAGAAUUUCAAAUAUGGUACUAUGGUAUGUGGAGUACCUAUUAUUUUCCCAAGAGUUAUUGAUGAUGAAAAGAAAGCCAUGAAAACUUUUAAUACUAAAUUACAAGAAGAUAUAAAACAUAAAAAAUCAUUUCAAGCUAUUGGAGUAAUUAAAUUUAUUAAUAUUUGGGAAUUUUUCAAAAACAAAAUCAUCAAUAAUGAUCCUAGAUUUACAGUAACUGUUUCUAAUAUUGGUAAAAUUUCUGAUUCAAAUGAUAUCUAUACUUUUAAAGAAUUAUAUUUCACUCUGAAUACUGGAAUCAUUUAUAAUUUUGUUUUAAAUAUGACAACUUUACCAAAUGGUGAAUUAACUGCUGUUUUUGGAAAUAUUCCGGAAUUUGAAAAUUAUGAACUUAAUGGAAAUCCAGUCAUGGAUGAAUUCAUAUCAACUUUCAAGAACUAUCUUCUUGAUUUUCAUCAAUCGGUAAACCUCCCUUCUCCUCCCCAUCAAAAUUGA